AUGUUAAAGCUUCUGUUUAACAAACAUUCUGCAUUUUCAAUCAUAGAAAAUAUGCUUCUACUAUAUCUCAUUGCAACUGAAGACCCUAAACAACAAGCUUUCAACAAGCCAAAUGCAAAAACACACUAUCACAUUGAAAAUACAUUUGGCCUACUUGUGCAAAAAUGUUGUUUUUUGUUGAGACACCUGUACUUUUUGGAAACAUUCCCGAAGACACUUCAUGAUUUUGAAAACAAAAUACAAAAUUUUGAUGCCUAUUCAGACGGAAAUGAUGAUAACGAUGUGAAGAUAGAAGUUGAGGAUUUUGAUCUAUUUAUUAACAAGAUACCUGUAAAUUUGGAGAAUGCUUCACUAACUGCCAAUUGUUCUGUGAGGCAGAUUCAAUCUGCACAUGAUCUUUCUCAAGAACGUGGGAGACAGAGAAGAGAAAGAAUGACAGAGAGAAAAAGUCAACUAGCUAUUAUUACACUGCAAAAAUUGCUCGGUUUACCCUAUGUGAAAGAAGGCAGAAUACUGAUAUAA
Molecule: messenger RNA, 522 nt
Organism: Phycomyces blakesleeanus NRRL 1555(-)
Lineage: Eukaryota; Fungi; Mucoromycota; Mucoromycetes; Mucorales; Phycomycetaceae
Exons: 4
Coding region: 1-522 (173 amino acids)
Source: RefSeq, a predicted model, not a curated record